AUGUCAAAAAUUUCUCUUGUGCUUAUCCCUUUAUUAAGAAAAUGCACAGGUAUGGCUUGCCCACUUUCCUCUUCCUGUCUUUACACUACUUUGGGUACAGGUAAUACUUGCUUUAUUUGGAUAUUUAAUCCGUUUCCGCUAUUCAAUUUAGAGAGAUCUUUAUCGAAGGCAGUUGAUAAAGAAUCAUCAUCAUACUAUUCAAACCUAUUUUCUUAUUGGAAAACAGCUUAUGAUCGAUUAUACGGGCAACCGGAAGAUUUUGUUCCUGUUACUAAAAGAAAAUCCACUAGGAAUGAAGAAAUAAUCAAAAUGCAAGUUCUGGUUGAGCAGCUGUUCAAUGCGACGGAUGACGCUGAUGCAUUGAACUGUGCAAUUCUUUUGAAAAACCAACUUUCACUCUUUCCCUCUUGUAGAGAAGCUGUUUUAAAAAUUGUUGGCAAAGAUGGACGAACACUUGUUGAUUUUUUGUCUGACAAAAUACAAAAUGCCUCUCUUCGCGAUACUGUCAUGCAUUGUCUCGAGCUUUGUGGUUAUAUUAGGCCGAUAAAAAGCCAUGGAAUUCGCGUCCUUUCGAUUGAUGGAGGUGGAACGAGAGGAGUAAUGGCUUUGGAAUGUUUAAAUGCGAUCGAAGCCAGGAUGGGUGGAAAAAAGAUGCACGAAUUAUUUGAUUUAAUUGUGGGUGUCAGUACGGGCGCCGUGAUUGCUACGUUAAUUGGUGCUAAAAAGAUGAGCAUUGCAGAGGCCUUACAAACAUACAGUGAAGUAUCUAAAAAAUUGUUUAAUUAUGGAAUUUUUGGACGUAUUUCACAUACAAAAAAGAAUUCACAAUUAUUUGAACAAAUAUUAAAAGAGGUACAUACUAAUUUAAUCUUAAUUUUUAUUAUUUUAAAGGAAAUUGGUUUCGAUUUUUCUCUUCUCGAUUCAUUUAGUGGACCAAAAUUGGCAAUAAUAUCUUGUGUAGUGAAUAAUAAACCUUUAAUGCCUUUCUUAUUUAGAAACUAUGAGCAUCCACCAACACAUAGUAGCCAUUAUCGAGGAAGUACAAAAUACAAAUUUUGGGAGGCGAUUUUGGCAUCCUCGGCAGCACCCACCUACUUCAAAGGAGACGGUGGAGUUCUUAUGAAUAAUCCAACAGCUAUAGCUUUGCAUGAGGCGCGUCAGCUUUGGCCCAGAAACCACCUGCAGUGCAUAAUUUCUGUUGGCAAUGGAAGAGUUAUGUCUAAGGUGGAUCCUGAACCAGAACCAUAUUCUUGGAGUAAGCUAUAA
This is a messenger RNA of Meloidogyne enterolobii, 1266 nucleotides long. NCBI's taxonomy places the organism in Eukaryota, Metazoa, Nematoda, Chromadorea, Rhabditida, Meloidogynidae. The record is from the annotation of a GenBank genome assembly.